Mixia osmundae IAM 14324 is the source of this 168-nucleotide messenger RNA. RefSeq lists its product as uncharacterized. NCBI's taxonomy places the organism in Eukaryota, Fungi, Basidiomycota, Mixiomycetes, Mixiales, Mixiaceae. The record is from RefSeq and is a predicted model, not a curated record. The coding region runs from base 1 to 168 and encodes 55 amino acids. The transcript has 2 exons.
AUGAUUCGGCCGCACAUCUCAUUUUUCAGAUCAAGCCUAUGCAAUGGACAGAGAUCCGGCUCCCCUCUAUCGAACAGCGCCUUGUUCGCACAAGGUGAGGCCAGCUCGAUAAGGGUAUCAGCGUACGAGGUGCUUAUGGUGCGUCGGAUGGGACUCUUAUCUCCUUGA